Molecule: messenger RNA, 5847 nt
Organism: Aquila chrysaetos chrysaetos
Lineage: Eukaryota; Metazoa; Chordata; Aves; Accipitriformes; Accipitridae
Gene: NAF1
Product: nuclear assembly factor 1 ribonucleoprotein
Exons: 8
Coding region: 61-1368 (435 amino acids)
Biological process (GO): ribosome biogenesis; box H/ACA snoRNP assembly; pseudouridine synthesis
Cellular component (GO): sno(s)RNA-containing ribonucleoprotein complex
Molecular function (GO): RNA binding
Source: RefSeq, a predicted model, not a curated record
CGGAAGUGGCGUUUGGCUAAGGGGGGGGGGCGGGGCAGGCGGCGUGGCGCACGUGCGGAGAUGGAGGCGCAGAUGGAGGUGGUGGCGCGGCUGGAGAGCCUGGCGUUUGAGCCCGGCACCGCCGGCACGUCGCCGGGCGAGGAGCAGGCGGCGAGCGCGGAGGGGGCGGCCAGCCCGCCGAGCCCCCCGGAGGGCGGUGGGGAGGAGCGGGCCCCGCCGCCCCCAGCUGAGGGAGCGCGCUGCUCGCCGCCGCCCGCCAGUCCCAGCAGGCCGCCCGCCGCCACCCCCUCCUCGGACUCGGACAGUGAUACGGAUUCAGAUUCAACUGAUUCAACUACAUCCUCCUCUUCGUGUUCUCCUUCAACAGUAUCAGAUGAAGAUGAUCAUCCAAAUGAGAAGGAUAACAAAUCUUACUGUGUUAAAACAAAAGAUGAGUUGCCUAUUGAUGAACUGCCUCCUGUUGAAGACUUAUCAAUAAUUCUGCCUGAUGAUGUUGAACUGAAGCUUUUUGGGACAGUUUCCAGCAUAAUUGAGCAGCUAGUAAUAAUUGAAUCGCUGAGAGGCCUACCUCCAGUAAAUGAGGAAAGCAUAAUUUUUAAAGAAGAUCGGCAAGCUGCAGGAAAGAUAUUUGAGAUAUUUGGUCCUGUCUUACAUCCCUUUUAUGUGUUAAGAUUUAACAGCUCUGAGCAUAUCAAAGCAAAAGGUAUUAAUGUGCAAGAUAGCAUGUAUUUUGCUCCAUCAGUGGAGGACUUCACCCAGUAUAUAUUUGCAGAGAAACUAAAACAGGAAAAAGGUUCAGAUGCAUCUUGGAAGAAUGACCAAGAACCACCACCUGAAGCCUUGGAUUUCAGUGAUGAUGAAAAAGAAAGAGAGGCAAAACAGAAGAAAAAGAAGCCUCAAAGUCAAGGAAGGAAGAAACUCAGAUCGGAAACAAAUGCAUCAAGUGAGAAUAAAGGACUUCAUCAGUCCAUGCAACAGCCUGCUUCAAGUUAUUCAAGGGGAUACCGUGGCAGAGGGUUCUCCAGGGAUCCAUUUCCUCCUUUAUCAGGCCCUCCGGGUUUUUUGAGACCACAAGCAAUACCACCACAGCUAUACUCUUCAGACAACAGAAUACAUCAGGAAUCUCCAGUGUUUCCACAGCCUCAUAGAAAAGAAAAUCCAAUGAUGCAACAGUAUCCCUUUCCUCCUCCAGUUUUUGGUUCUGUUAAUGAUGUGCAUCAAUUCCACCUUCCGCAUUCAAAUCUGAAUACGAUUUGGACAGGCCCGAACAUGUACAACUCGUCAUACCCAUUUUUACCGCCUCCACCUCCGCCGCCACCUCCUCCACCUCCUCCAGAUAGCCAUCCGUCUCAGUUCAGGCCUUACUGAGUUUCCAUAAAUGUGCAUACAGAGCGUUGCAAUUUAAAGGGAGGAAGAACAGGCUGCUAAGACUGUAUUCCCUUAUUUUGGAAAUGCUUCAUUUUUCUGCAACAGUAGAAGAAAUGCAGGGUUUGAUGCUUUAUGAGACAUCCAUGGAAAACUAUUUUUUUUCUAUAUAUGUUUUCUGUUUCAAAAAAGAAAACUGUAUGAUAAAAAUAACUGAAUAUUAAAUAAUGGUUUAUUUUUAUAAUAUCUACUAGUUUGGGAUGAUAAAUAAAAACUUUUUGGAGACUGGUAUAUAGUAGUGGAAAUUAUUUUGUAAUAAAUUUAAGAGUUUAUGUAACUCAGGAUAUGUUGCAUAGAUGGUAUUUCAAUAUUUUUAGAAUGGUGGUAUAUUGCUAUGCUAAACCCUUUUUCUCAAUUUCUGCAAAUUCUGAAAUCUGCUUGCAUGGAAACUAAAAAUCUGACACCUAAAUUUUAAGCUAGGUUUGCUGCUAUUUAUAUAAUGUAUAAACUCCUGUUACCCAACUUUUAAUAUUUCAUUAAUUUAAUAUUAACUAAAAGGCUGGAGCCGGAUGGUCUUUUUAAAUAGCUGGAGUAGCUAGAUCAGAAUUUGGAUGAGAGCUGAAUUACUCUGUCAGAUUGAGUGUCCUACAAUAGCUAUAGAAGGUCAACUUAUUGAUAAGAUGUUUUGCAGUCAAUUUAGGUUGUAAAACUGCAUGGUAUGGGGAAAUUAAAAACCAGCAUAACUUCUCUAGCUUGUCUUUGCUCCUAGUGCAGAAAGACCAAUAGAUGCAUAUAGUAGGUAGUCAGCCUUCCUAGGAGGAAGUCAUCAGACCUGUCAGGGAGAGGAAGUAUGCCAUUUCAGGACUCCCUUGUUUAAAUUUGUAUCCAAAAUGCAGGUAGUACUAGAUGGCUGUUUGAUUCUCUUUACAGUCAGUACUGCCUCUUCUGAAAUUAUGAGGUUCACCAGCUCUCCCAGCUUGUUGCUAGGAGGCUGGUGGAAUUGUCAACCAAAGACAGCCUGGAACAACCUCCACCUAUCCCAAAGGGUCAGUCCUACAAUUGGGCUUCCUUAGUCUCCAUGGAAGUGGCUCUGACUAACUGGAAUGGAAACCUUUAUGCUGCAUGAAGAUUUUAAAAAGAGGAAAAAAAAAUAAAUGGUGGGACAGAGACAUCUUAAAGAUUAUUUUUCCACUGAAAAAUUGUUACUAGUUGUAAUGAUUUUUGAAUCAUUAAUCAACAGUACAAUCGCUCCAAACCAUUGAACAGAACUGAUAGAAGUGUACAGUAUGUUCUUCUAUUCUGAAACUCAUUGACCUCAUUACUUUGGAUAUGUAUUUAAAGGCUAAUUAAGCUCUGCAGGUGUUGCUUAGACUUUUGCUCUAAUUACAGGUAACUUAAGAAUGAAGCAAAAAUGUAAUGCACAGAGGGAGGGAAUGUAUUGUCAAGAUGCUACUGUGAAUUAGAAUUUAAUUUCAGACUUAUAAAGUUUUCUGUAAUAUACUUAAAUAAUAGUUCUAUUCUCUAAUAUAUCUAGAACUACUAUUUCAUAGGUGUGCAACUGAGACGGUUGUAUAGAUCUCAAAUUUUAUGGUAAACAGGUACUGUACAGUGGCAACAAACUGUUUUGGAACAAUAGAAUUCCAGACAUUAAUGUUUAACUUGGUUUUUGCAGAUUUUUUUUUUUUUGGUAGCAGAAAGAAUGUUCAAUUCUAGUCUGUUGCAAAUGCUUAUAUUCUGGGAGAAAGUAGAAGGGGGUGAAUUUCUGGCUAAACUGUAGCCCAGAUAUUACCAUUGCUGGUGAUAGGACACAGUAAACUCAAUGCAGCCUCAUGACUGAGGCUUAGCAGGUUUGCUUUGUCUGAGCUUCCCUUGACUCACCUGGAGCUUUAUUUUUACUUUGUUUAGCUAUAACAGCCAUUUGUUAAUGACCAGGUGGGUAUGAUUAAUUUGUUUCACAUGUACUUUUUUUUCUAUGGUAUACACAUAUGUUUUUACAUAGAUGGCAGUGGCAAGUAGUUACUCUGUGUAGAAUGGGGUAUUGUGGCUUUAAUGGAGUAAGAUAGUGUAGAGGAAUAGAGACCUGGCAUGAUAGCAGAGACCUCUAGAAGUGGCAGCAUGGGAUGCAGCACAGAGGAGUACCUGGGAUGUCAAGAGACGGGGCACAGGCUGGCAAUGGAAACUCCUAGGCUGCAAACUACUCCCCAGCAGCCAGUUAAAGAAAUGCAAUUGUGGCUCUAGACAAAACCCGUUUCGAGUAUAAUGGAGAGAAAAUGUAUAUAACACAUGUAAAAUGCACCGUAUACAGUAAAAUCGGCUGUAACGGUGAACCUGCAGACAGAUGAAGAAAGCAAGAUGUGACAAGUGUGUUACCAAACGUAAAAGUGAUCCCAAGUCGAUCAUAGAUUAAGGAGGAAUAAACUGUCAACGUCAUACGUGGACUUGGGAUGCUGAUGGCUUGCUGCAUGUCCCUGGCACAAAUGGACACCAUCGGCCUUUAAGAUCCAGAGGGGCAGUUGAAGGGUAAGCGUAACACCAGGAAGAGGAGUGAGGUAAUAGGAAGUAUAUGUACAGCAAUUUUAACUAUUACUACUGUGGAGGCCUUUUUUAUGUAUAGUAAUGUUCACUUCUUUUCUGCAAUAAUUGGAUCUGGACUAAUAACAAUUAUUGCAGGCUGUUAAGAUUUCACUUAUACUAAGGUUUAUCAUCUUUUCCCAUAAUGUUUUGUGUGUAACAAAACCCAAUAUAAAGUCAGGUUACAGAAUGUAGUUUGACAGAAAUUUACGAUGUUCUAAGCUAUUUUAUUAAUGCUUGGUAGUUAACCGCAGCACUGUUUUCGUGUGCACUUGCCUGUUUUUAUGUCGAAACAAAUUUUCCAUGUGUUCUGCAUUUAGUGAGUACAGGUCAUACUUGCAGAUCUUUGCUUGGAAUCAACUUUAGUUCUUCAUUGUAAAAUUACUUGAGAGCUAGGUAUGAUUACUGAGUUUGAAAUAUAUAGAGGAUUGAUUUCCUUGCCCAAAAUAGUGUUGCACACAGCAUCCCUUACACUGAAGAAGCAUUGCAAUAGAUUGCUAGAAUAGCACCGUCUUAAUUUGAAAAUAGAGCUAAUGUAACUCCUUUUUUUAGAAAAGAUCUUGAAUGUAAUCAUUGAUUAUUAAGUUUCCUCAUAUAGCUGUUUGUAGUCAAUAGCGUUGCCCAGAUACUGUCAGAUCCUGAUUCGGCGUGCUGGACGCUUGCUAUUGAGAAAGCAGUAUAAAUUUGCAGUAAUUCAGGGAAAUUAGAACCUGAGGUGUGUUUGCAAGUUCAGCUGUUUAGAAAGCAAAAUAAAACUGGGUACACUUGAUAGAAAAAUGAAUGCUGUGGAAAAACUUCUUUUAUAUCUUUAACUCUUUGAAAAAUGUCCCUCUCUUUGUCCACAGGCCUUUAAAGCCUUAACUGUAAAGCUUGGGAAAACUGGCCUGACAAUUUUAGUGGCAAGAACAGCUCAUUUUGUUUGGCCCCAGCUAUUUUUACAUCAAGCUGUUUUGUAGAAAUCUAUGUUACUAGUUACUGUGUUGCAUCAAACUCAUUACUACAUCAAAGUGUUAGAGCAAUAUGCUAUAAUAGGAUUACAGUAACUUAUCUGCUGAACUGCUCUCUUUUGUGUCUGGGACACCACUUCAGUCCUAGACACAACAGGGACAGAUCCUUGGCAAAUGAAGCACUUUAAAACAUCUUCCUUUGCUGCUGGAAGUUGAAUGCACACCAGCUCAAUUCUUGAUUAGUGCUACUUAGGAGCAGGCUGAGCUUUUUAAUCUGAAAUAAUUUGGUGUGUAAUGCACCCUCUCUAGAGAUACUCCAAAUUAAAAAAGCCAGCCAGCCAGAAAAUAGAAGCCAUGAAAUGUGAAUUGUACAGACAUCAGGUCCUCAGCACCAAUGCUUUCUCUGCAGAUCUCUAGCUGGCCCACGCUACUUGCUAACAUAGGUGUAAUUUCAGUGUUCAGCUGGUACUACAAUAAACCUUAUUUUUUGUAGAUACUAUUUAGACAUUACUGUAGUUAAUGUUUCUAAUACAGGCACACAGACAGAAGGGCUUAAAAAUCUCUGUUCUUUCUGGUUAUCAAUAGCAUCCAAUCCUGAUGCCAGUUCAAAAUACGAGCAAACACCUAUUUCCUAGGAAUUUCACUAUGACCUAUGUCUCAGCAGUUGGCAGGUUGCUGGAUUAGUACACUGAUACCAGAAAAGGUGUUGAAGCCAAUGUUUUAUUGAGUAAAAUCACUGCAAUAUAUCUGAUAUGUUUAAAAACAAAUAAAAUCAUCCAACUCUUCCCCUCCCCCCAAAAAACAACCACAGAAAAAAACCAAAAAAACCCCAAAUCCAACCCCAUGCUAAAUUUGUGAAGUAGAUUUGUGCAAUGAAAUAGUCAGCUAUGAGGGAAGAAGAGGCAGAUCCCAGUUUCCACAACCGUUACUGAAUACAAUUCACAUUAGCACCUGUGUUUAAAAA